Molecule: messenger RNA, 3163 nt
Organism: Bubalus bubalis (water buffalo)
Lineage: Eukaryota; Metazoa; Chordata; Mammalia; Artiodactyla; Bovidae
Gene: HLCS
Product: holocarboxylase synthetase
Exons: 11
Coding region: 579-3026 (815 amino acids)
Biological process (GO): protein modification process
Cellular component (GO): cytoplasm
Molecular function (GO): biotin--[biotin carboxyl-carrier protein] ligase activity
Source: RefSeq, a predicted model, not a curated record
CUGCACUGGGUGCGGUCCAGCUCCCGCGCUGCGGGCGCCCCGGGGCCCGGCGGAAGCCCGGGUGGUCCGCAAGCCCAGCCUGCACAGCGGCUGCCUGGCCACGAGGGGGCGCAGCGCGCGGCGGCGGGUCAGGAGGGCGACCUUCGGGCGGAGAAGCCGGCCGGCCUGCCCCCUUCAGAAGUAUCCGGGGCGCCGCACCCGUCAGGGAGGGUGUCGGGUGGGAUAGGCUGGUCGCCGCCCCUCCGAGGGCCUCGUUCGUCUUUGGUCGGGGUCGCGGGGGCGCACCGGGGUUGAGCCGGCUGAGCCGCCGCAGCCAGCGAGAGGGGCGGAGUUUCCGCCGAGGCCGGGCAGGGGCCCCGCGGCACUCGCGCGCCUCCCGCUGCGGAGCCCCGGCUGGCACGGCCCGCUCGCCAGUGCGCACGCGCGGCCCGAAGCUCCAGUGUGCCGGCCCCGCCCCCCGUGUUUGCUGCGGGGGCGCUCAGACGCGUGGAUUAGGGGCGGCAACUGAACCGGCCCGGCCGCAGCUAGCAAGCGGGGACGAGUUUUUCUGGAACCUGCGUGUGGGCAGAGGCUUUCUAAUGACCCAGGAUCCAGAUGCAAGGUCCAUUGAUGACUUAAACAAAUGGGCCCUGUUCCUGGUUUCUCCUUUUAUACUUGAAGCAGAGCACAUCGCCUUUGUGACAGAGAGCAUUUGGGUGCAAGGUGAGAAUUUACAGACACCGGCAUCCUCUUCGGAAACUAUUGUGAAGUGGUCUGACUGCUGUUUGCCGUUAGCUUGCCGACCUGGGGAUCCUUAUCAAUUAAUCGCCAAAGCAAGUGUGGAUGACUUCAGCAAGCUAGGGGUGGCAUUCCUGGAAGAUAGACUCCAGAUGGCUAAUGGACUGAUACCCCAGAAGAUCGUGUCUGUCCACUUGCAGGACUCUGCCCUAAAGGAACUUAAGGGUCAGGCCUCAGACCCGCCAGCCCAGCUCCUGCAGCCUGACCCUGAAUCUUGUAUUGAGAGGAACCCUCCUGAGCCCGACACUAUGGAGGACCCCCAGUCUCCGGGUUCUGCAUCCACACGGGGGCCAGGCGGGGCCUCUGGGGGCAGCGAGCCAGCCGUAGACGGUGACAGAGGCGUGGGCUCUGUCGAGCACUGUCCCCUCCAUCUGUCCAGCUGCCAUGAGUGUUUGGAGCUUGAGAACAGCACCAUUGAAUCUGUCAGGUUUGCCUCUGCAGAGAACAUUCCAGAUCUCCCGUACGACUACAGCAGCGGUUUGGAGGGCCUCGCCGACGACCUCCGCCCCGAGAGGGAUGAGAGGAGGGUCAAUGUCACGGGCAAGGCCCCCAACAUCCUCCUUUACGUGGGCUCUGACUCUCGGGAUGGCCAGGACAGGCUCCAGCAGGUCCAAUCUGCGCUGGCCGACUGUGUGGACACGGACUGUUAUACUCUGUACCACCUGCCUCCAGAAAGCGCUCUCAGGGACCCGUGGCCGGACAACUGUCUGCUGCUGGUCAUCGCCACCGGGGAGCCCGUCCCCGAGGACCUGUCCCGGAGGUUCACGGCCUAUCUUUCUCAGGGAGGGAAGGUGCUGGCCCUGGCGUCAUCCUUCACGCUGCCUGGCUUCCAGGUGACCAGCAAGGCCCCGCUGCAGGACACGGUCCAGAGCUUGGUUUUCUGCAAGGUGGACGGAAGCCUGAUGAGGCUCAGUGUCCUGAGCAGCGGCUGCGUUUACGAGGAGGGGCCCAGGGAGCCGCUCGGCCCCGGCAAGCUCCACGGCCACCUGGACAGUGAGGAUGGGGACAGGCUUGUGGUGCAAGUGCCUUUUGGGACUCACGGAGGAGAAGCUGUUCUUUGCCAGGUGCACUUGGAACUACCUCCCAGCUCUCCAGUAGUGCAAACACAAGAGGAUUUUAACCUGCUUAAAUCAAGCAACUUUAGAAGAUACGAAGUCCUUACGGAGAUCCUAACGACGCUGGGCCUAAGCUGUGACGCAAAGCAAGCUCCUGCCUUAACGCCUCUUUACCUGCUGACGGCGACCGAGGAAAUCCGGGAUCCUCUUGUGCAGUGGCUGGGGAAACAUGUGGAUCCUGAAGGAGUAAUAAGAUCGAGCAAACUCUCCCUGAAAUUCAUUUCAUCCUAUACAUCUGAAAUAGAAAUCACCCCAUCCGCCCUACCCGUGGUGACUGACACAGAGUCCUUCUCAUCAGAAAACUUUGACUUCGAGAUUUACCGACAAAACCUGAAGACAAAGAAACUUGGGAAAGUCAUUCUGUUUGCCGAAGUGACACCCACUACAAUGAAUCUUCUGGACGGGUUGAUGUUUGAGAUGCCGCAGGAAAUGGGUUUAAUAGCCAUCGCAGUCCGCCAGACGCAGGGCAAAGGGCGGGGAAAGAAUGCUUGGCUGAGCCCCUUGGGAUGCGCCCUUUCCACCCUGCUGGUCUGCAUCCCGCUGAGAUCCCCGCUGGGACAGAGGAUUCCGUUUGUCCAGCAUCUGAUGUCCCUGGCCGUCGUAGAGGCGGUAAGAUCCAUCCCUGGGUACCAGGACAUCAAUUUGCGAGUGAAGUGGCCCAAUGAUAUUUAUUACAGUGACCUCAUGAAGCUUGGUGGAGUUUUGGUUAACUCAACACUUAUGGGAGAAACAUUCUAUAUACUUAUUGGCUGUGGAUUUAAUGUGACGAACAGCAACCCUACCAUAUGCAUCAAUGAUCUCAUCACAGAAUACAAUAAGGAACACGGGGCAGAGUUACAGCCCCUGAGAGCCGACUGUCUCAUCGCCCGAACAGUGACCGUGCUGGAGAAGCUGAUUGACGUGUUUCAGGACCAGGGGCCCAACGGUGUUCUUCCUCUCUACUAUAAAUACUGGGUACACAGCGCUCAGCAAGUCCGCCUGGGAAGCGCUGAGGGACCAAAGGUGUGGAUAGUUGGCCUGGAUGAUUCUGGGUUCCUUCUGGUCCACCAGGAAAACGGCGAUGUGGUCACGGUGCAUCCUGACGGCAACUCCUUCGACAUGCUGAGAAACCUCAUCGUCCCCAAACAGCAGUAGUCCCGGCUGGGGACUGACAGACAGACUGAAGGGCAGAACUGAGGCGGGAGGCUUCCCCUUGGAUUUCUGUCGCCUUUCCUAGCCCGUGGAGCCAGAAAAACUAAAUCAGAGUUGUUGACGAUUUUUUUUUUCUCCAA